Saccostrea cuccullata (small rock oyster) is the source of this 3684-nucleotide messenger RNA. RefSeq lists its product as uncharacterized. NCBI's taxonomy places the organism in Eukaryota, Metazoa, Mollusca, Bivalvia, Ostreida, Ostreidae. The coding region runs from base 1 to 3684 and encodes 1227 amino acids. Gene Ontology annotation, biological process: telomere maintenance; DNA repair. The transcript has a single exon. Gene Ontology annotation, molecular function: ATP hydrolysis activity; DNA helicase activity. The record is from RefSeq and is a predicted model, not a curated record.
AUGCAUUGCUUAUAUUGGAUAAAAAAUGCUCCAAAACUGGAUGAGGAUGGUGAGGAUGCCGUAUGCAAUUUCAUAAACAAAUACAUUAGUUGCGCAGUGCCCUCAGAGAAGGAAGAUUUGGAACUGAAUGAAAUAGUUUUGGCUGUACAACAGCACAGCAGAAAACAUUCAAAGUCAUGCAGAAAGAAGGGUACGGAUUGUAGGUUUAAUUUUCCCAGACCGCCUUCUGUAUGUACAUUCAUAAAUUCCCCACUCGAGGAAGAGAACGUCGAAAAUUCUACUGGGACUAUUGAUUUGAAACAAGAAGACGCAAUUGCUAAAGAAAUACUUUUGCAAGUUUGGAAUGAAGUGCAAGAUGAUUCAAACGCAUUGAACACUACGGAAGAAAUUUUCGAACAUCUGGGAUUGACACAAGCACAGUACGAGGAAGCUCACAAAAGAUUAUCAAAGAAGAGAUCAGUUGUUCUUCAAAGAAACCCAAAUGAACUAUGGACCAAUCAGUACAACCCAUGCCUUUUAAAAUGCUGGGAUGCCAAUAUGGAUAUUCAGUUUGUUUUGGAUCCAUUUAGUUGUAUUGUUUACGUUAUUUCAUACAUUUCUAAAUCCGAGAGAGAAAUGGGAAUGAUGCUGAAACAAACAAAAUUAGAGGCAGAAGAAGGAAAUGAAAGUGCACGCACAAUCCUAAAGAAAAUUGGAUCUGCCUAUUUGAAUCAUAGAGAAGUGAGUGCACAAGAAGCUGUUUAUCGCAUAUGUAACCUCAAAAUGAAAGAAUGCUCAAGGAAAGUGGUAUUUGUUCCUGUGGGCGAAAAUCCUACUCGACUGACAAAACCAUUAUCUCAACUAAAAAGGAAUGCCAGGAAAAGCAUCGAUGAAAAUGUUGACAAUGAUGAAGAUGAGGAAGAUAUUUGGAUGACAAAUAUUGUAGAGAGGUAUGAAAAUCGACCAGAUGCACCACUGUUCCAGAAUAUGUGCUUGGCUGAAUUUUGCUCUGAAUUCAGAGUACUUGCAAAGUCACAGGUUCCCAAGACUGAAAACGAAAAUGUGUUUAAACUGCAGAAUUCGAAGGGAUACAUCCAAAGAAGAACACGCUCAAAACCAGCUGUGAUUAGAUACCCAAGAUUUGAUGCAGAAAAAAUGUCAGAGAAGUAUUUCCAAUGUCAACUACAGCUCUUUCUGCCGUACUGGACAGGUAUCCAAUUGAAACCUCCUGGCUUUGAUCUUUAUGAAACAUUUUACGAUAAUGGAAAUGUUCGAAUCACAGGAAAGCAAAGGCUGCAAUCGGUCAAAUCCAUUGUAGACGCGAACCGCAUACGUUAUGCUCAAAAUGAACAUGUUAUUGAUGAGGCACAGCAAAGCUUAGAAAAUCUUGGAGAACCAGAAGAUGCUUGGGCAAACCUUUGUCCAGAGACAGAACUUAUGAGACAGGAAUGCACUGCCCAGAAAAACUUGCAUCUUAGUUCAAAUACUGCAGAAGAACUGCCAGACAUGGAAACAGAAGUAAAUUCGGAUGUUCUUUACAAGGUUCAACAGAAUACACAGUCAACAGAGGAAAUGCAACAAACCCUUCGGAAUUUAAAUGAGACGCAAAUGAAGGUGUUUUACUUUGUGCGGGAAUGGUGCUUGAGAAGAAACUUUGGAGAAAAACCUGAUGCACUACAUAUUUUUAUAACUGGUGGCGCAGGAACAGGCAAGAGUCAUCUCAUCAAAUCCAUACACUAUGAGGCAUCCCGAAUACUGCAGAAAAAGUUAACGUCUCCUGACAGUGUUUCAGUACUACUUGCCGCAUUUACUGGAACAGCAGCGUUUAACAUUGGAGGGAACACUAUCCAUCAUUUAUUUUCACUGCCUAAAUAUAUGCCUCUGCCAUAUGAGCCAUUGAAAGAGCAAACUCUAAAUGAAAUGAGAGUUCAACUCUGUGAUCUGCAAAUACUUGUAAUUGAUGAAAUUUCAAUGGUUUAUAAAAAAUUAUUAUACUAUGUCCAUGAAAGACUAGUGCAAAUUAAGAAAUGCAAGGAACCAUUUGGAGGAGUCACAGUGAUUGCAGUGGGGGAUUUCUACCAGCUUCCUCCUGUGAAACAACGCAAAGACGAAAGACUGUAUAAAGACAAUGCUCUUUAUCCUGUUGAUUAUUGGGUAGACUUUUUCAAAGUAGUGGAGCUAACUGAAAUUAUGAGGCAACGUGAAGACAUCCCAUUUGCAACAACACUGAAUUUACUUCGGACUAGAGUAAUAAAGCAAGCACUGGAAGAAGAAACAGCUUCAAUUUUGAACGAUUGUCUAAGAGAAGGACCAGAAGAUGUCCUCCACGUCUAUGCAACAAAUGAAGAAGUCAAUGCAUAUAACUUGAAAAUGCUCAGGAGGACCUGUGAUGACCUUGUUGAGAUCGAUGCACAAGACUUUACAAAAGAUCGAGCAACAGGUAAGCUAAUCUUAAAAAGUAAGCCAGUCACAAGAGCAAGGACGGAUAAUCUUUCUAACUGUUUGUUGAUGGGAAUCGGUGCCAGAGUUAUGCUCACGCGGAACUGCAAUGUGGAUGACGGCCUUGUUAAUGGCGUUAUGGGACGGAUUUCUCAUUUUGUGCAAGGUCAGAAAUAUGGUUCAAACACCAUUGUAGCAGUUGCAGUAAUAUUUGACAAUGCCAAUGUUGGGAAGAAGACAGGAAAGAGAACUAAAUCUGGAAACAUUGUUUUGAUCGAAAGAGUUCAAGAGGAGAUACUAGAACAGAAAGCAAAAAAUGUUGUUCGUCAUCAGUUUCCAUUACGAUUAUCCUGGGCAUGUACAUCUCACAAAGUACAAGGAAUGACAGUUGAAAAAGUUGUGGUUAAUUUAGAUAGGACAUUCUCCCCUGGACAAGGAUAUGUUGCUUUGAGCAGAGUUACAUCAAAGGAAGGUUUAUUUAUUGAAACAAACGAAGCUGAAUCUUUACAAAAGAAGAUAUACGCUGAUCCAGAAGUCAGAGCAGCUUUGCAAGAAAUGCCGAAAUUAACACUUCCUAAUUUUGGUAUAUCAAAACAGGGCAUAGCAAUUUUUCUACACAAUAUACAGAGUCUCAGUAAACAUUUCCUUGAUCUGCAAAAAGAUAUUCGUCAUAGGAAUGCAGAUAUCAUUUGCCUUACAGAGACUUGGUUGAGACCAGGACAAAACGUCAGUUUAUUUGAAUUAAAUGGUUUCAUCUUUCACCAAGCACCAAGAGGAGAGACAUAUGAUGAAAGCAAUGUCCAGGUCUUACAGUUGCGUGCAUCAAAGGGUGGAGGUGUAGCUGUUUAUACGAGAGAGACUGGUAAAGAAAUGGAUGUCUGUUUGCUUCCUUUCAAGAAUGUUGAAGGCAUCUGUGUUAAGUGUGUGUCAGAGGGUAUAGUUGUGUUAACUAUCUAUCGCCCAAAUUCUUUGAAUGCAACUCAAUUCUUAGUUCAACUUGAAAUGGUGAUAGAACAUUACAGAUUGCAAAAGAGGUUCAUUGUUUGCCUUGGCGACUUCAAUGAAGAUGCAAGAUCCUUUGGGGUUAUUCAAACUUUCAUGGGCAAACAAGGUUUUAAGCAAAUGGUUAAUUUUAGUACAACCGAAGGAGCAACUGUCCUUGACCAUGUGUACAUGUCACAUAAUUUAGAGGCAGAAGUGAAAAAAAUCCCAACUUACUACAGUUAUCACGACGCUUUGAUGGUAUCCAUCAGUACAAACACAUAA